Messenger RNA from Mesorhabditis belari, 783 nucleotides. The record is from the annotation of a GenBank genome assembly. NCBI's taxonomy places the organism in Eukaryota, Metazoa, Nematoda, Chromadorea, Rhabditida, Rhabditidae.
AUGGACUACGAAGUUUCUCGUAAAGUAUGGGACGCAAAGGUGCCGGUGGAGAUCACGUUGGAAUCGGAAGAGUUGGCUGACCCAGUCAGACCGUAUUAUACAAUGCUUUCGAGAUGUAGCUACUUCACGUUUGUGCUGCCAAAAGCCGUGCAAAUGUUUUCCACGAACUGUCCCAAUCUCUCGAUCGAUUUGGACAACGUUUGGCUUGAGUACAAUAGGAUGCCGCUAAAAACGUACUUUCCGAUUGGCGUUCUCUUCGAUUUAUUGAAAGAAGAUGAGUCACUGCCUUGGAGAAUAUCACUACGAACAAAGAACAAACCCGAAGGGCUUUCAACGGUGAAUCGAGAUAUGACACAAACAAUGUUCAUGCAAGCUGUAAAGGAAGCGGACUAUUUGAAAAGAAAAGGUGAUAUGAUAAACUGCAUGAAGAGUGAUGACCACAAACAACUUUGGAGCGCUCUUUCCCAAAAUCAGUUUGAUGCAUUUUGGUCAAUAAAUCGAAAACUGAUGGAAUGUUCGGACUCACGACCUUUUCUCUUGCUACCAAUUCGACUUUAUGAGCGCGGCAAGUCUUUCAAACAGGCACCAAUUCAACCAACAACUUCGGGACACCCAACUACUCUCGAAGAAGCAAUAAAAAUACUGGACAGUGAUAUCGAUUACAAUGAUGCCAAGUUUAUUUGUCAUGGGAUUCAAAUUCCACUCGAUACUCCAGUGUUAUGGAUGACAAGAAAUUUCGCCUAUCCUGAUAACUUUGUCCAUAUGUGUUUGGAGAGAAAAAGA